This is a messenger RNA of Zingiber officinale, 1500 nucleotides long. Its product is annotated as gibberellin 3-beta-dioxygenase 1-like. Gene Ontology annotation, molecular function: gibberellin 3-beta-dioxygenase activity. NCBI's taxonomy places the organism in Eukaryota, Viridiplantae, Streptophyta, Magnoliopsida, Zingiberales, Zingiberaceae. The transcript is spliced from 3 exons. The record is from RefSeq and is a predicted model, not a curated record. The coding region runs from base 296 to 1423 and encodes 375 amino acids. Gene Ontology annotation, biological process: gibberellin biosynthetic process; response to light stimulus.
UAUCAGCGCACACUGUUUCCAAAGAGGCAACAGCAUAAGCAAAUUAAGGUGCUGAUUGUCCAGAUGGAUCUGUUCCCACACAAGACAGUAAGACACGGCACAUGGUAAAGUUUGGUUAAUUAUAGGCCCCCUUUGCUCUUACGAGUGCCUUCACGACAACAAAGAAAAACAGUAGGGAUAACCAUCAUAUUGUAUAUUCUUUUCCAAUUUUCUUUACUCCUUUGUUUUCUUUCCAAUUCUCUGCUUUCUACUCUUGAUUUAUCUCCAGCUUUCUGCUCCUCCGUGUGACCAAUCCAUGCAUUAUCUAGUUCCUGAUCUGUCUCCGUUAAUUGCUCUGCCGAGCCUUCUCUCGCCGGUAGCCGCGCAUAUCCAGCCGGAGCUCACGGGCCUGGCCGAGGUCCCCGAGACACACGCGUGGCCCACCCUCCACGACCGGCCUUACGGCGUCGACGACCGCGUUCCCGUGGUCGAUCUCGCGCUCCCCGACGCCGUCCGCCUCGUCGGCCGUGCCUGCGAGGAGUGGGGCGCUUUCCUGCUGACGGGCCACGGCGUCCCAGUCGAGCUUCUCCGCCGCAUCGAGGAGCAAGGCCGGCGCCUCUUCUCGCUCUCCGCCGCCCACAAGCUGAGGGCCGCUCGCUGCGACGGGACCUCCACCGGCUACGGCUCCGCCUUCAUCUCCAAGUUCUUCUCGAAGCAGUUCUGGUCGGAAGGGUUCACCGUCGUCGGCUCCCCUCGCGAGGACGCCCGCAAGAUCUGGCCCGACGGCCAUCAAGACUUUUGUGGCGCGAUCGAGGAAUACAGCAGGCUGAUGGACGAUCUUGCGCGGAGAUUGAUGCACUUGAUGCUGCUUUUUUUGGGCCUCAGCGAUGAGGAAAUUAGCUGGGUUGGUCCGCUAAAAGCCCAGCAUGAGGCUGUUCCAGCGCUACAGCUCAACUACUACCCGCGCUGCCCGGAGCCCGACCGAGCCAUGGGGCUCGCGGAGCACACGGACUCCAGCCUCGUCACCAUCAUCCACCAGAGCAGCGGCGUGGCCGGGCUGCAGCUCCUGCGGGAUGGCGACGGUGGCGGCGCAGCCCGGUGGGUGGCGGUGGCGCCAAUUACGGGGGCAUUGGUCGUCAUCGUUGGCGAUCUCUUUCAGGUGAUGUCCAACGGUCGGUUCCGAAGCGUGGUGCACCGGGCGGUCGUUGACAGGACGCGGGCUCGCAUCUCGGUGGCGUACUUCUGUGGCCCUCCGGCGGAGUUGAAGAUCUCUCCUAUUGGGAAGCUGAUGGGAUCCGGCCGGGGUCCAGCGUACCGAGGCGUUACUUGGCCUGAGUACUUGCGCCUGAAGAAGAAACUUUACAACGAGGCCCUCGCAUCACUCAGAUUGUCGGCAGGGAAAGGAGGAGAAAAAGAAAAACUGGAAGUAUAUAUAUCAUCAUGAUUGAAAUUUCAACUCGAGGUUAAUUGUACAAUAUAUAUGUUUUCUGUUAAGAGAGGCAAAUCGAACAGUCAAUUAAU